AUGAUCCUGCUGGGUGGUGAUUUCAGACAGACUUCAAACAUAGUCUUAAAAGGAUCACCUAUGGAUAUUAUAGAGAGUUCACUAUUGAGUUCUAGAUUAUGGAAGCAUUGCAAAGUAUUAAGAUUAAGUUUGCUUGAAAUUGGCAAUGAAACUUCAAAUGACGCAAAUGAUGAAGUUUUUAUUCCAGAUAAGUAUAUAGAGAAGCAUGAUUUAGUUGGGAAAAUCUUUGGUCAAGCGAAAAUUUCUCAAAGUGAUCCUUCUGUUCUGGAUAAAAUUAUACUUACCACAAAAAAUGAUCAUGCAAACAAGAUCAAUGAAGUGGUGGUACAGUUAGUAGAAGGUGAUUCAAAAAAUUAUGUGGGUGCAAAUUCAAUUGUGACUAAAGAUGCAAAUGAGUUUAUGCGCUUCCCACUAGAGUUUUUGAAUAAACAACAGCCUUCUGGAUUGCCACCUGAUAAGUUAAAUCUUAAAGUUGGAUCAGUUGUGAUGUUGUUAAGAAACUUAGAUCCACAAAAUGAUCUGCUUAACGGAACUAGAUUGUGGGUCAAGGAGCUAAAGGAGCAUUUCAUUGUAAGUGAGAUCAUAACAGGAAAGGCAAAGGGCAAAAUUGGUGUUAUUCCAAGGAUUGAUAUGCAACCUAGCGAUACACUCUUGCCAUUCGUUUUGAAAAGACGACAAUUUUCUGUUGUACUUUCUUAUGCAAUGACUAUUCAUAAGGCUCAGGGAUAG
Molecule: messenger RNA, 729 nt
Organism: Polistes dominula (European paper wasp)
Lineage: Eukaryota; Metazoa; Arthropoda; Insecta; Hymenoptera; Vespidae
Biological process (GO): DNA repair; telomere maintenance
Molecular function (GO): DNA helicase activity
Source: RefSeq, a predicted model, not a curated record